Messenger RNA from Marchantia polymorpha subsp. ruderalis, 1923 nucleotides. NCBI's taxonomy places the organism in Eukaryota, Viridiplantae, Streptophyta, Marchantiopsida, Marchantiales, Marchantiaceae. The record is from the annotation of a GenBank genome assembly.
AUGUAAAUGCAACAACGAGCUGCAGUUCCUCAUGUGCAGCUCCUCCUGAUCUUGUGAAUCUCGACAACACUCCUUACAAGAUAAUCCGUAAAGUUCAUUCUCUCGGUGACGACCUACAGACUUGCCCAAAGUCCAGGAGACAUACAAAUCUGACAGCUGAGCUCCGUUCGUAUCGUUCCCUGCACCGAUAGAUGGCUGAGGCUGCAAGUCGGGGUGUUGGCUCACACAGGCGAGCGGUUCUUCCGGAUAUCCUUUACAGAUGCAAUGAUGGCUAUUUUUCACCAGAGGAAAGGACAAUGGAAAGAAUGCGAUCCAUGAAAAGGACAUCGACAAAGUGGAACGUGGAGGAGUUUUCGAUGGUGUGCUCACCUCGAGAACCAGAGACAGGAAUUCGAAUGUAUUCACCUGAAUUUUAUGCAGCGAGCGCCGUGGGAGGGCUUCUGGCCUGCGGGCUCACACACGCAGCCAUGACUCCUGUGGAUGUCAUAAAAUGCAACAUGCAAAUCAGUCCGUCCAAGUACACGAGCAUAAGCCGAAGCUUCGGGCUUGUUCUUAGAGAAGAAGGUGCCAGGGGCAUACUGCGGGGCUGGGCACCAACGUUGAUCGGCUACAGCCUUCAGGGUGCCAACAAGUAUGGCUUCUACGAGUUUUUCAAGAAAUACUACUCAGAUUUGGCAGGGCCUGAACGAGCUGCGAAGAACAAGACGCUGAUUUAUCUCGCAGGCGCAGCAUCGGCAGAAGUCAUAGCGGACGUGGCUCUGUGUCCAUUCGAGGCCGUGAAGGUGAGGAUACAGACUCAACAGGGAUUCGCGAGGGGGCUCACAGAUGGUGCGCCUAAGAUAUGGGCGCAAGAGGGCAUUUCCGGGUUCUACAAAGGGAUCGGUCCCCUCUGGGGCAGACAAGUUCCAUACGCGAUGAUGAAGUUUGCCACCUUCGAGAGCACGGUCGAUGCCCUGUAUAAAUAUGUGGUGCCGAAACCCAAAGCAGAGUGCUCGAAGCUCGAGCAGCUGGGAGUGAGUUUUGUGUCGGGGUAUGUGGGAGGUGUAGCGUGUUGCAUUGUUUCUCAUCCUGCUGACAAUCUCGUCUCGUUCCUCAACUCCUCGAAAGGAGCGACGGUGGCCGAGGCUGUGAAGCAGAUGGGCUGGGUUUCUCUUCUGACCCGCGGCCUCCCUCUGAGGAUCGUCAUGAUCGGCACUCUGUCCGGUGUGCAGUGGGGUAUUUAUGAUGCCUUCAAGCUCUCCCUCGGUCUGACUACAACCUCUGGCAUCUCCACGAACGCUCAAAUUCAGUGAUCGUAUAGCUUCUGUAAACAGGUCUGCCGAUUCUUUGUAUUAUGUUUAUAGGCUGAGUGUAUUUGGAUGGUAAAAUAGUGCGUUAUGACAAAACUGUGCGUCCCUUGGACCAUGGAGUUCGGAUUGAGGCCCGCCCCACAAGCCUCAAGGUGCGGAGCAGCCAAGCCUACGUAUUGCCUUCGCCCUGCCUGUUCGGAAAACUACAGGUUUUGGAUACUGAGCAGGAUGAUCUUUCACGUGCACCAGCAUUCAAUCUUGCCUUUAGUGGCUGCAGGAGAUAGAAGGUCGAUUAAAAUUAGCCAAAUAUCUGACAAGCUUGUUCCUACACGAAUCCCUCAAAGUUUUGAUAGAGAGUGCCUUUAGAACGAAGAAGAAAUGGAACGAGGCGGAUCUACUCCAAUCAAUGAUCUGAUCCAAGACUUGCUAAUCCCGUGUGGACGAGACUCUGCACCGCAAGGUGUUGGGUCGUAUGUAAUGUUCAGAAUUUUGAUCAUUCAGAUGAUGGUUGACGAUUCAUUUGCUGGAAGUCAGAAUAACCACAUCAGCUUCCCUUUUCAUUCUAUACAUACAGAGCACGCUAAUUUGUGCAUUUCUGUUGAGUUUGAAAGAUUCUCAUAAGAUACUGUGUCUC